CAAAGGAACGACCGCGAAUAGUCGGUUCAGAGCAUUUGAGUGUGUCACCUCGUGUAACGGCAGCGGCAAUCAAAGAAUAUUUUGUUUAUAUCUUUUGUAUGAUUAACAACGACGUACGUACGCUUUGCGGAGAGUAUGCGCUGCGGAAUAUUCAUAGAAACAAGGCGAUCAGUUCCACAUUCACAACCGUGCCAUUCAGUAAGAACUGCUGACGCUGAGUAGAUAUAUUUUCAGAAAGUUUAAAGUCAUUAUUUAAAAAAGAAAAACAAAAAAAAAAAUCGAAAGAAAACGAAAAUCAAAACAAUAAAAUUUUCUGUAACAACGAACCGUACAAAUCUGCCACACAAUGCUGGACACGAUCGUUUAUAUACCCACAAUAUUGGCGUACGUUUUCAUACUGCUGCUCGUGGUCAUCCUUUGCUUCAUUGUGGUCUACGUUAGCCACAGGAUCUACGUGUGCAUCUACGACAAUCUGCCGGUGGCACAUGCGGCCAUUUCCACCAUAAUGAGCAUGGAGUACAAGGACAAUCUGCCCAGCAGAAGUAACAGCGGCAUCGUCUUGAGUUCGAACGAAGCUCUGCACGAGCGAAAGGCAAAAACAGCGCUGCGAAUAAUUGUCACUCUAGCACCGUGCUACCUAGCCUAUGUGCCUGUAGACACUGAAAAACACGGCAAGUCCACGGAUGAUUUCGAACUGAACGCGGACUAUCAUGAGCACAAAAUGAUAAAAUACUAUGAUCGCUUGUCGCAAAUACCUAUAACAGAUCACAUGUCGUCUUGCGUCAGCGAACGCCAGCUGUAUCCCAGUUCACGCCGGGUAGCCAAGCGCCGAGCAUCGUCGAGAAUUGCAGCAACAACCAGAGAUAACGCGCCCAUAAAGACUGUAGCCACUUCCACCACCAGACUAACGCAAUUUAUCGAAACCGGCAAUAAUUUCAGAGAGGUCGCCGCUUCCAGCCUCUCCGCUCCGACUGUGCGUCCAUCGGUCACGUUCGCGCAUGCCAUGAAUGCGCUCGGCAACAUCAAAAUCAAUCCGCCAGAAGAUCCACUUUAAAGCAUUUGACUGCCUCGCUCGAAGAUAUUUAAAAAAUAUACAAAUUACUUGCAAGACAUACGGACAACAAACACGAAUUUAUACUGCUCGCUUACAGCAACAAUGUGUUUACGAGGUUAAUUACGGUAUAAUGCAGUUGAAAAACUCGUUUCUAUUAUUUCUAGAGCGAGGCAUUUAAGAGCGCUAUGACCACUUAGCGUUUCGUAAAACAGAUUUAAAGGCGUUUCACGCAAUCACACACAUAAACUUAUGUAGAUAUGUACUAUAAUGUAAAUAAUAUUGUAUAUACUUGAGGUGCAUAUGCACGCAUGCAUAUUUAUAAGAGCGUUUAAUGCAUGAAAAAUUUAAUUGUAAUUUACAGUUUAGAUUUUACUCCGGUCGAACACGAAAUAUUGCCCAUCAAAGUCCAACAGACGCAAUCACGGUCAUAUCAGAAUUAAGUUAUACUUAUGAACUACGUUAAAUACACCUACUAAUCACUUGGUAGGACAGUAAUAUGUUAAAAAGGCUUAAGUCGAGAUAAUCUUAUUUUGAUGUUUUGAGUCACACUGAGCCACUUAUUCGAGACUCAUGCUUAGGUUGUAUUUUCUUGGCAUUAGAAAUGAUCAAAUUUUCAGAAAUAGUGCUAAAAGUUUUGUCUACAUGCUCACUAGAAAUUGAAAGCCUAUAUUAACUUGACUUAAGUUAGUUUAACUUAAUGAAAAUAUUGAUUAUUUUGCCAAUAGAUAUCAUUGCAGUAGUAUAUCUGCAGUGCUACCAAUCAAAUUGUGUCAUAUCAUAUAAAAAAAUAAAUACGAAAAGACUUUUUCGACAACCAAAUAUUGUAAAUUCGAGUAAAUGAACUUUAAAGCGCACAAAAUUAGUUACAAUAAUAUUUAAUACAAAAUAUGUUAUCUACAAAUGUACAUAUGAAUAUAGUAUAUAAUGUACAUAGGCUUCCGUACAACUUAAUCUAUGUAAAACAUAUAAAUUACCAAAGUACAUAUCCUCACCUAAAAUGCAAAAUAACGUUAUAUCACUUUUCAUAAGUUUACAAGCGAAAGGAAGACGAUAUAAUAGAAGCCACUAACAUUGAAACAAAAUUUUAGUUUUGGUUAUAAAGUGGUUAUAAAUUGGUUAUAUAUUGGUUAUAUAUUGGUUAAU
Messenger RNA from Bactrocera tryoni, 2197 nucleotides. RefSeq lists its product as uncharacterized. The coding region runs from base 347 to 1054 and encodes 235 amino acids. The transcript has 2 exons. NCBI's taxonomy places the organism in Eukaryota, Metazoa, Arthropoda, Insecta, Diptera, Tephritidae. The record is from RefSeq and is a predicted model, not a curated record.